Molecule: messenger RNA, 1125 nt
Organism: Trematomus bernacchii (emerald rockcod)
Lineage: Eukaryota; Metazoa; Chordata; Actinopteri; Perciformes; Nototheniidae
Product: putative UDP-GlcNAc:betaGal beta-1,3-N-acetylglucosaminyltransferase LOC100288842
Exons: 2
Coding region: 1-1125 (374 amino acids)
Cellular component (GO): membrane
Molecular function (GO): hexosyltransferase activity
Source: RefSeq, a predicted model, not a curated record
AUGCAGUGCUCUCUGUGCAGGCUGCGAACCCACCAGUGGUGUUUCCUCCUCUUCAACGUCCUCCUCUUCCAUGCCCUGUUGUUUGGGGCGGACUUUGUGGAGGAGUACCUCCUGCAGCCCACGCCAGGGGUUUACACUGAUGGCCUGGUUGUUGACGUGAGAGAGAAAGCAAGGAAAUUAGACCUGAGUAAAGCCAGGGAGAACGUGUCCCAGGCCUACCCUAUCGCUAACCCAGACGCCUGCAGAAACUCGGACCUCUUCCUUCUCACCCUCGUCUUCAGCUCCCCCGCUAAUGUCACCCAGAGGGAUGCAGUCAGGAGGACGUGGGGAAACCAAACGCUCACUCAAGGCUUCCCAGUGAGGACACUCUUCUUCUUAGGAUCAACUGAGACUUUCUCUGCACAGGAGGCUCUUAUGAUAGAGUCUGAGCUCCAUGGGGAUCUGGUGCACGGUCAUGCAGUGGCUGAUUCGUCCCUCCGGGGCCCAACAGAGAGGACAAUCCUGGCCCUCCGCUGGGUGAUCGCCUUCUGUCCUGUUGCACGUUUUGUCCUGCUGACAAAGGACUCUGUGUUUGUAAACAUCCCUGGCAUUGGAGGCUACUUACUCGGGCUGCACAGGCACCCUGAGGACCUUUACUUAGGACGGGUGAUCCAGAGAGACUCCCCUGAUAGGAACCCUAACAGUCCUGGCUACCUACCUCCAGCUCUUUACCCUAACAAGUACCUGCCCGAGUAUUGUGACGGGGCGGCUUAUGUCCUGUCCCAGGAUGUGGUCCGGAAAGUGUACAUAGCAUCAGCUGCAGUCCGUGCUCCGGUGCCGGCGGAUGUUUUUGUGGGUGUUUGUGCUCAGAAGGCCGGGGUGACACCGACACACAGUGCCAGGUUCUCAGGGGAGAAACACAUCCACUACAACGCCUGCUGCUACCACUACCUGUUCAGCUCUGCAGGAAUGGAAGGCCAUGUGCUGGAUACAGUUUGGGCAGAUCUGGGACUGAAGGGGGGGGUAUGCUCUCUGUUGCAGACAUACAAAGGUGUGGUGACCUGCAAGGCCCUGACCUACCUGGAGAAACUGCCCUUCUUCAAGUCCAAGGGAGAAGCCCAGUCUCACGGUUCAGUGAUAGAGUGA